Messenger RNA from Psilocybe cubensis, 1176 nucleotides. Its product is annotated as putative trans-sulfuration enzyme. Bases 1 to 1176 code for a protein of 391 amino acids. The record is from RefSeq and is a predicted model, not a curated record. NCBI's taxonomy places the organism in Eukaryota, Fungi, Basidiomycota, Agaricomycetes, Agaricales, Agrocybaceae. Gene Ontology annotation, biological process: transsulfuration. Gene Ontology annotation, molecular function: pyridoxal phosphate binding; carbon-sulfur lyase activity. The transcript is spliced from 12 exons. Gene Ontology annotation, cellular component: cytoplasm.
AUGCCUGUUGACAAAACUUUGAAGCUGAAAGGGACGGACCUCAUCCACGGAGAUUCAGCAUUCGCUGCGUCGGAAGUUGCACCAUCUAUCUCAGUUUCGACUACUUUUAGGGCGUUAAAUCCUCUCGAACAAGCUUCAACUGGCCUUACGGAUGUCGAUUUUCGGAAUCCCACUCGUCACGGUUACUCGAGGUACACCCAACAAGUUAGCACUCGAGCAGAACAUAUCUUGAGUCGCAUCAAUAUAAUUACAAAAGUCCCGCCACAGGCCCUCGUAUUCUACCGACCAAAGCGAAUCGCUAUCAGGGGCGGAUAUCAUGGAUGCCAUGCAACUAUUGCUGUCUACCAAAAAAGUCAGGAUGUGAAAGUCGAUUUGAUUGAUCUGGACGCCGAUUAUAGACCUGGCGAUCUUUGCUGGUUGGAAACACCGUUAAACCCUACUGGAGAGUCAAGAGAUAUCCAGUACUACGCUGACAAGAUACAUAAAGUAGGCGGAAAUUUGCUGGUUGAUUCAACAUUUGGCCCUCCUCCCCUGCAGUAUCCUUUCCGUUUUGGAGCUGAUUGUGUGCUCCACUCAGGAACAAAGUAUUUUGGGGGCCACUCUGAUUUACUCGCAGGUGUCUUGGUGGUGAAGACUCGUGAGGAUUGGAACACUCUUCACACCGAUCGGACUUAUCUGGGUAGUAUGAUGGGCUCUUUAGAGUCAUGGCUGCUCCUCCGUUCAUUGAGGACCCUUCACUUGAGGGUACCUCGUCAAUCUGCAUCUGCUACUGUUAUCGCACAAUGGCUGAACUCCAUCGCCAAAACUCAGGUUGGCGAGACCUACGAUGGGGUUCCAGGAGGUAUAAUAUCCAAAGUCUGGCAUUCAUCCCUUCAAGGCAAAGACGACCGUGGGUUUGACCCAGCUAAACAAAUGCAAGGAGGAUGGAAUGCAACGUUUGCUGUACUGUUUUCCAAGCCAGACUACGCUCUAAAGUUCCCUCAUGUCACAAAGUACUUUGUGCCCGCCACCAGCCUUGGUGGCGUUGAAUCCCUGGUCGAACAUCGCAUUCAGAGCGAUCCUUCUGCUGACCCGCGGCUCAUCAGGCUGAGCAUUGGUGUUGAAGAUGUCGAUGACUUGAAAGCGGACAUAAAGCAAGCCUUGCAGGUGGUGGCGACUACCAAGGCGAAACUUUGA